This is a messenger RNA of Ilex paraguariensis (yerba mate), 303 nucleotides long. The record is from the annotation of a GenBank genome assembly. NCBI's taxonomy places the organism in Eukaryota, Viridiplantae, Streptophyta, Magnoliopsida, Aquifoliales, Aquifoliaceae.
GCAUGGAGAGUGUGGAACCAAGAGAUGGCACUUGAACUGAUCGAUACAUUAGUCGAGGACUCAUGCAGUUUACCUGAAAUAUUCAGAUGCAUCCAGGUGGGUCUCUUGUGUGUGCAACAACUCCCAGAUGACCGGCCGAACAUGUUAUCAGUGGUUAUGAUGCUGAGUGGUGAGAGUGCACUGCCUCAACCAAAACAGCCUGGUUUCUUGAUAGAAGUACAUAAUGAAGGUCAUCCCUCAUCAAGCAAGAAUGAAUCUUGUUCAGCCAAUGAGAUGACUGUUACAUUGUUGGAGGCUCGUUAG